Molecule: messenger RNA, 5276 nt
Organism: Conger conger (European conger)
Lineage: Eukaryota; Metazoa; Chordata; Actinopteri; Anguilliformes; Congridae
Gene: ktn1
Product: kinectin 1
Biological process (GO): microtubule-based movement; protein transport
Cellular component (GO): endoplasmic reticulum membrane
Molecular function (GO): kinesin binding
Source: RefSeq, a predicted model, not a curated record
GUGCAAGAAGCCCAACCCCUCUCGGCAGCCUCCUCCCUUCCGUUGACCUCCCUCACUCAUUGUAUAGAGCCGACCCGCCCCCGCGAAACCGAAACAAGCACGAGCAGACCGCUGCAGAAACGGGCAGCAGCCGCUGUUGGGUACACAGCCCCACAUCAAACAACAGGGAAACGCUGCUUCAUUUGAUCCAACCGCAACACUGACUCUUUCCAGGAAAUAAGAGCCUUGCACAAGUGGUCGUCUGUGUCGUUUAUUUUGCAGAAGAGGAACAAGACACUGCCUUACGAUGGCGCUGGACCUGUACGACUCUCAGUACCUGCUGAUCCUGGCCCCCUCCCUGCUCAUCGCCCUCAUGUUCCUGUUCUUCUGGCUCUUCAUGAAGGAGACCUCGUACGAUGAGGUGCUGGCGCGCCAGAAACGCGACCUCAAGCUCCCGCCAGGCAAGCCCGACGCCCGCAAGAAGAACGACAAGAAGAAGAGCAAGAAGAAGGAAGGUGCCGGAGGAGGAGGAGGAGGUGGUGGUGGAGGAGGUGCAGGAGGGGGCGGAGGCGGCGAGUCGGAGGAGGACCUGAAGGAGCUUGACCUGACGGACGCGGCGCUCAGCGGCACCCUCGAGGAGGAGGAGCCGGCCCCGGAGCCCCCGCCCCCUGCGCCGGUGCCCGCCCCCGAGCCACCCGUCACCCUGCGGGAGAGGAAGAGGAAGGAGAAGAAGCAGCAGGCGGCCGCUGCCCGGGCCUUAGCCGCCGCCGCCGUCGCCUCGUCCCCUCCCCCUCCCGAGGAGCCCGUCGCCGCCCGCGAGAUGAACGGCUCCAAGCCUGCCGCCCGCAAGAGCGAACCGCCGCCGCCCGUCUCCAAGCAGCCCAGCCCGCCACCCGCCGAGCCGGUGGGGAAGAAGAAGGGCUCUCAGAAGAAGCAGAAGAUUGAGACGGACGAGCCACAGCAGGAGACCAAAGUGGACCAGGCCCCUGCGCCAGUGAAGAAGGAGGUCGCGGUGACUGUGGAUGCCAAAGUACAGGAUGGCGCUCCCACUCCAGCUCCCACCGCCACCAGCGGCAAGAAGAAGAACUCUGCCAAGAAGCAGAAGACUGAGCAAGCCCCGCCAGAGGAGCCCGUCAUCCAGUCUGUGGGAGCCCCCCUGUUGGACGGCGCCCCCCAGAAGGGGCACUUCGAGGACGCGCCUGUCAAGAUCAGCGGCAAGAAGAUGAAGAACGAAACGGACAAAGAGAACGCGGAGGUGAAGCUGAAGGACUUCCUGGCCGGCCUGCGCAGCCUGGCUCUGUCUGAGGAGGAGGCCGUGAGCGUGGCCGCCGUGCUGCGGGAGAAGAGCCCCUCCGCUCUGGAGGCCUGGCACAGGUCUGCAGCCAAGUCGGACCCCUCGGUCCAGCAGCUCCAGGAGAGGGAGCGACUCCUCGCCACCCUGCGGGAGGAGGCGUCCAUCGCCAAGGAGAAGGUCAAGCAGCUGAGCCAGGAGUUGCAGGUGGAGAAGCAGAAGACCGGGCGGGCGGAGGCGAUGCUGCGGGACCAGCGGGGGGCCAUGGAGAAGGAGCUGAACGUCAUGCAGGCCAAGGCCCAGGGGAACUACCAGGAGGCGCAGGGCAUGCAGAUGAAGUUCCAGCAGAUGAGGGAGCAGCUGGAAGGGCAGAUCGGCCGUCUACAGCAGGAGAACAGCAUCCUGAGAGACGCGGUCAGCACCGCCUCCAACCAGAUGGAGAGCAAGCAAUCGGCGGAGCUGAACAAGCUGCGCUCGGAGUACGCCGGGCUGAUGAAGGAGCUGACGGAGAACAGCGGCAAGCUGCAGCAGGAGGAGCUGCAGAGGAAGGCUCUGGAGGUCAACUACAAGCAGAACGUCUCACAGCUGGAGGGUCAGCUACAAGAUGCCAAGCGUAGGUGGGAGGAGCUGCAGAACUACCUGCACAGUGUCAACACUGAGAGGGAGAAACUACAGGCUGCCAAACAAGAGCUGCAGAGCCAGCUCCUGGGAGUGGAGUCGGAGAUGAGCAGCAAGAACAAGGAGAUCCAGACCCUGCACAGCAGCCUGACCGACACCAUGGUGUCCAAGGAGCAGCUGGAGCGGCAGGUGAUGGAGCUGCUGGAGGUCUCUCAGCACAGCCGGCCUGACGACUCGCAGCAGCUGCAGGACCUUCUGGCGGAGAACAAAGCUCUGAGCGGUCAGGUAGAAAACCUGCAGGCCCAGCUCUCAUCCCAGACUACCACUGCAUCCCACUUUGAGGAGCUGCAGAAACUGCUGGCUGAGAAGGAGCUCCAGAGGAAGAGUCUGGAGGAUUCUCUGAACUUGGAGAGGAGCAACGUGGCAGGUCGGGAGAUUAACAUGCAGGCCAUUCACACAGACAACAUGACACUGAAGGCUGAACUCCAGAAACUGCAGGCUCAGAUUUCUGUACAGGCUGAAUUCAAUCAGGACUCGCAGCUGGCCUUGGACCAGUUUGAGAAGAGCUCACACGAGAAAGACGAGAAGAUAAAGAUGGUGGAGAAGCUGCUGGAGACGGGGCUCAUUGAAAUGGCCAAUAAGGAGGAGGAGCUGCAGGCUCUGAGGAGAGAGAAGGACUCUUUUAAAGACGAGCUGGAGAGUCUGCAGCAGCAGGAACCACCGCAGCGGCCGUCCGAUCUGAUUGUGGAGGAGCUGCAGAGAACGAUCCAGGAAAAAGAUGAGACGAUCAAAUCGAUGGAGGAGAAGCUGCAAGCAGACCAGGAGAUUGUGUCCAGCAAGGAAACCGCCAUUGAGGCUCUGGAGCAGCAGCUAGAGGCCCUGAGAGUAGAGGUGGAGCAGAACCGGGACCGGGAGGCUGAGGAGACCAGCAGCUCCGGCGCUCAGUUCCAGGAGCUCCAGAUGCUGCUGGCUGCCAGGGAGGAGGUGGCGCAGCGCCUCCAGAGAACCCUGGAGGAGCGGGCCGAGGAGGCGGCCGAGACCGAGAAGCAGCUGAAGGCUCUGCAGGAGGAAAGCUCGCUGCUGAGGGACCAACUGCAGCAGCAGCAACUGCGGGAGGCGGAGCUAGUGCGAGAGGCGGAGCAACAGCGAGAGGCGGGGCUACUGAGAGAGGCAGAGCAACAGGCGGCGCUACAGGUGACUGCUGAGACGACCCAAGCCGAGGCCCCCAGCCAGGAGCUGCUGACAGCGCUGGCUGAGAAGGACACGCUGGUGGCAGGGCUCGAGGACGAGCUGGCUGAGCUGAGGGAUUCCCUGGAGCUGCAGAAGAAGAAGAAUAACGAGCUUCGGGAGAAAAACUGGAGCGCAAUGGAGGCUCUGGCAGCCACCGAGUCCAUGCUUCAGGGGAAACUCAGCAAGAAGGCCAAGGAUGGUCAGGAGGCCCUGGUGUCCACGGAGGCAGAGUGUCGAGAGGUCCUGCACAGACUCCUGCCCGCCGUACCCCUGCCUACCAGCCAGAACCACAGCGAGUGGCUGGGGAUGUUUGAAACCGCCGCUAAGGAAGUGGUGACGGAACCAGAGCCGGCCCCUGCCCCUGCCUCUGCUCCAGCCCCGGCCCCAGAGUCGGACAACGCCGAUGUGACCCUGUUGACAGAUAAGCUGAAGGAGUCUGAGGAGGCCCAGAAGGUUCUACAGAAGGAUUGUGAGACGUACAAGAAAGUGCUGGCCGAGACGGAGGGCAUCCUGCAGAGACUUCAGAGCAGUGUGGAGCAUGAAGAGUCCCUGAGGGACAAGUUGGAGGUGGCACAGAGCGAUCUGAAAGAGAUGACCCUGAAGGUUGCACUGCUGGAGAGCGAGGUGGAGAGACUGGGUUCGGAUGGUGGGGAUCUUGAGAGUCUGAGACGGGACAAACAGCACCUGGAAUCUGAAUUGGAGAAGGCAGAACAGGAGAGCGCCACCUAUGUGACGGAGGUUCGAGAGCUGAAAGAUCUGUUGACUGAAUUGCAGAGCAAACUUGACGGCUCAUAUACUGAAGCAGUCAGGCAGAAUGAGGAGCUGAAUUUGCUGAAGACCCAGCUCUCCCAGACCCUGUCCAAGCUGGAGAUGGAGGAGUCGGAGAGGCAGAAGGUGGCGGGUGAUCUGUACAAGGCACAGCAGUCCCUGGACCUGAUCCAGGCUGAGAUCCUGAAGGAGGCGGGUCAGGUGGACCUGAUCGAGAACAGCAACAUCGCUACACAAAGGGAGGAGAUGGACAGGAAGGAGAAGAUGACUGCAGGACUCAACCAGACGGUGAGGGAGCUGCAGCAGCUGCUUCAGGCCGUCAACCGGCAACUCACCAAGGGACAGGAAGGGGAUGGGGACAAGGACACGCCUGAGAUCUAAACCGCAGUGGACCUCCUCGCCCUCUGCCCUCCAGCCUUACUGCAGCUCCCUCCCUCUCCCCCUCCCCCCGCCGUCCCGCCACGCCCGACCACACCUAGUCAUAAACACUGAACCCAACCGGCUCUCCUGUCCGCUCGACCACACCCACCGAGCCCCCUCAGCCAUACGCACCCCCCUUCCUCCCCUCCUCCCGCGAACGCAGGCCUCGGUCCGUCGCCGCUCAGGGCGAGGGGACGGCGGGCGGGGCCGCAGGCGACCUCCGUGUCGGAAAUGACUCGCUCCCCCCCCCCCUCCCCCCCGAACGAAACCCUGCCACCAAAAACACAGCCACAUUCCUGACCCGACACUCCGAACGAGAGCACCCCCUCCUCCAGACUCCAGGCUGCCCCGAUCUCUCGCACCGCGCCACGAUCCGACCCCAAACUUCUGACCGCGACAACCACACGACCACAACACGAAACACGUCUUUCUUCGUUAGGUUCGACAAGGAGGUAGACAAAGAGGCUCCCUUGUUUAAAAAAAAAAAAAAGAAAAAAAAAAAAGAUAUUUGUGAGUUUUUAGUCUUCUUUUUUAAAAGGAAAUUGCGCCAGAACAAAUAACAUUUCUGAAUAUCUACUGACCCACACUACAUCUUGCGUCCAGGAGCCCUGGUCUUAACAUCACUCACACUCGCACACGCACGCACACCCAGCACUGGGCUCACAGUGUAACAUGGUUUAGUUCUGGGGUCCUGGCCUGGGGGGGUGGGGUUAGCGGUAGGUACUGUGGAGGUUUGUGGAGCAGGUCUGUAAGGAAACCACAGCACUGAGGGAAGGCCGCGCCCCACAGUGUUUCAGAAGCAGGCCAGGGACACAAUAGCGGUUUAUCCUACUUAACUACCAGGAAGAGAGGCCUCUUGUCUGUAGUCAACACACCCUAUAUUGUUGCUAAUUUCAUUAAUACUGAUUUUUUUUUUUUUUUUUUGUAAAAGGUGACAGUUAUAAAGAUUAAAAGGGAUGCUUGAUAAAUA